Messenger RNA from Dreissena polymorpha, 2562 nucleotides. RefSeq names its product multiple epidermal growth factor-like domains protein 11. The record is from RefSeq and is a predicted model, not a curated record. The transcript is spliced from 5 exons. The annotation marks the transcript as partial. Lineage: Eukaryota; Metazoa; Mollusca; Bivalvia; Myida; Dreissenidae.
ACGGGAUAUUAUGGAGAUCAAUGUCAAUACAGCUGCUCACAACAUUGUUUGAACAAUACGUGUAAUCAAACAACUGGCUUCUGCUAUUUAUGUCCGGCGGGCUUUGCUGGCGAUAAAUGUGAAAGUAGAACAUGUCCACCUAACUGUUCAAGUUGUAAUGGACCGUUAUGUUCCAAUUGCAGUAGUGGAUUUCAUGGUAUCAGUUGCCAGAUUGCAUGCAGUACAAACUGUUCUCAAGAAGGUUGUAGUAUUAUUACCGGUUCUUGCGUAAAAUGUAAGAUGUCCAAUUUAUACGGUGCUACAUGCAAUGAAACAUGUAGCUCCAACUGCAGUUACAGCAUGUGUGACCGUUAUACAGGUGAAUGUACAAAGGGAUGUGUAGGAAAUUAUUUCGGAAAUAAAUGUGAUAAUAUUUGCCCUGCUUAUUGCACACGCACGGGGACAAACAAUUCAUGUUCACAAGACGGAAAAUGUAUAAAUGGAUGUGCGCAAAAUUACUACGGGCCUCUAUGUAGUAUGCCUUGUCCUACUAAUUGUGCUGGAGGUGCGGAUGGCAGAUUAUGUUCCAGUGACGGUACUUGCAUUAACGGAUGUAGACUUGGAUUCGGUGGUUCACAGUGCAAUGUUACUUGUCCAGUGACUUGUGCCGAAGUCGCCUCUGGCAGCAGAUGUUCUGACAAUGGCUCAUGUGCUGCAGGCUGCAUUGAUAGAUACUCGGGAGAAAAAUGCAAACUUCUCACCAGUACAGAAUCAUCAGCGGCUUACACAAGUGGAAACGCAGCGGCCAUUGCAGGUCCUGUUGUUGGUGGGGUUUGUUUUAUUGCUGGAUGCGUGAUCAUCACACUGCUGGUGAUGAAAAAGAGACAGAAACAAAAAGAUACCAACGAAUAUUAUAACGUAAGGACUUUUGCAGCAGGUAGUCAAGCCACACCUGCUAACACACAAAAAGAUGCAGAGUCCGACUAUACAGAUUUGGGCGUCAGUCGCGAGCAAAUGAAUACGUAUUCUUCUCUGCGCGAAGGUUCUCACAUUUUAAAUUCCCAACAAACACACAGAGACGCCGAAACUAACUAUACAACUUUGGGUGACAAGCGGGGAGAAGGACAUACGUAUUCCAAUCUCAGCGAAGGAAAUUCGUUAUCUUGAAUUAAACUACCUGCAUAAUGGCAUUUACUUUGAGCUCGACGAUUAGACCCAUCUUGGACCAUAUCUUUUUGAAUCCUGGAAUCUUCCACUACUACAACUUUGGUUAAAAACCUAAAUAAUGAGUGAAUAUAAUAAGAAUACACAUAUGAUUGUAUUUGUAAUAAUGAUACAUAUAUAUUGUGUACAUAGUUAGUAAUGUUUAUAUUUUUCAUGUUCGUAGUUUUUUAAGCGCUGCACAUUUGAUUAACAUACAUUUACUAUAAAACUAUUGAAAUGUGUAUAUAUUUAAUACGUAUUUUGUGUAAAGUAAAGGUAUAAUGAAUAGCUAAAAAGCACAUGUCUUUGACAAUAACAAUUUCAAGUGUUCAAACACCCAUCGUUUAUUUGAUGUCCUUAUAUUGAAUAGAAAACUUUUCCAAAAAUUUAUUUAACAGAAAACACGAGUGAUUUUAACAGGAAUUAUUAUUUUAAACAACACAACUACGUUUGGUGAAUUUAUGCAUACCUCUAUAGCCACUGUUUGAUCGUAUUUAACUUCAGCCAUGUGACUUUUAGACAGAAACGGAUGUUCCAAUCAUACAUGGUUUGCGAUAGCGGAUGUCUGCUCUUAAAGGAUUUUAAGAUUAAGACUAUCUCUUUUGUGAAGUCAUAAUAUUUUUAUUUUAACUAGCUGUUAUUAUUGUAUUCACUUGAAACAAUGAAUCAAUUUUGAAACAGUUUAACUAUACUAUUUUUGUAGCUAACGAUGAAUAUAAACAACCCAGCUAUGCAAUUAGGCCUUUUAGAACUUUAUUGCAUCGGGGAUUGCAAGACGAUAAUCUUAAUUUAAAAACUAUAUGAUGCCAAGUCUCUGAAGCUUUGUAACAAAGGGACAAGAUGUAGUUCAUACUCGUGUUGGAUUUAUUUCAUCAUGCCUCAGAAAGUUACGGUUCUUGUGCUUAUUCUGUAUGUAAUUGAAGAGGAGUUAAAUAGUUAUUAAAUCAAAAUGUAUUCUCUUGUAUUGUUAUCGGGAUACCAUGAUGUUAACAUUAUAUGCACUUUAUUAUUGAAUAUAUCAUUUGAGCAAAGUAUGAGGUUAAGAGCUCCUUGAAACCGGUUUAAAACAUAAUUUCGUUUGUAUUCACCAUCGCAAGGUAUUGACCACAAUUAUGUGCACGCGUUUGCUUUUUUACAUUUUGUGUAAGUGUGUGUGCGUGCGUGCGUGUGCGUGUUCGCGCGCGCGUGUAAGUGCGUUCGUGUGUGUUAAUAUGUUUUUUUUAAGUAAACUUCGAGAAAAGCAACGCAAUAUGUAUCAUGUAUUUUAGGAAAAAAAAUGUUUAUCACAAGUCAAUACGUUCAAAUAAAUCACUCGGUGAAACACAUUUAUAGAUUGUGGGACUAGAACUUCAAAAUCUAUACUGUGAGUGACGAGCAGGA